AGAAAUUAAAUAUUCAGAGCCUGUAGCAGAUGUUAAUAAUGAGUUGAGUGUAAGAAUAAAUUUAUUUAAGAAAUCUUUCACAAAAAUAACCUCUUUUUGAUGAUCAUUUCGACGUUUCUUAUUUAGAAAUUACAAAUAAACAUUUUCGGAAAAUUCAAUUAUGUUUCAACUUCUAAGAUAUCGUAGUUUUUGCACAAGGAAAUAAAUUUUCGUAAUUCCUGAUAAUAUUUUUCUUUAAAACUUGAAAGAUUAUUAUUUUAUUUAUCAAAAUUUAGCCUGCAAAUCCGCGUGAUCCGCGCAAAACGCGCCGUCCGUAGCAAUCCUGUAAUAUUAAACUUAAAUUGUUACUGGUAACAUGCAACCUUUGAGUAUCAUCAGUUUGACCUGUUCCAUACAGUUCAGUCUCGACAAGUUUCACUUUCUUCAACUGCACUCUUAUUAGCUUGAACGACAUCAUUGUUCCGUUUUUCUCCCUCGUGCCACGUGAUUUUCCACUAGCUUUUUACGCGCCAUCCCGAUCAAAUUAUAAAACUAGCGCGAGCUCCCCAGAAUGACCCAUUCCCGCGCGAAUCUCGAUCGCAACCGGCGACGAUGCUAUCUCCGUGGCUAGCGGCGAUCCUCGCUUCCUUGGCGGCACUUCUCCUGUACGACUGGCGCGCCCGCCAAAGUGAGUCGUACCGAGCGGCUCUUCAAUACCCGGGAAAUACGAUGCUUCCGGUGGUCGGCAACCUGCUGGAGGUGCUGGUCAAAGAUCCCGCGCAGGCGUUCGCGUACGCCCGAUCGAGUGCGGCCAAGUUUGGCCGGUCCUACCGGCAGUGGAUCUUCAACGAUGUGAUUGUGAACGUUAUACGGGUUCGGGAAGCGGAGUUGAUUCUGUCCAGUGCGAAGCAUAUUAGGAAAAGUGUAAUUUAUAGGUUUUUGGGGCCGUUGAUGGGGGAUGGCUUGCUGUGCAGUAGGGGGGACAAGUGGCAGGGGCGGAGGAAGAUCCUGACGCCGGCGUUUCACUUUAACAUCUUGAACAAAUUUUUGCUGGUGUUUCAGGAAGAGGCGGAUAAGCUGGUUGGGGGUUUGGAAGAGUCGGCUGAGAGUGGGGAUGACGUGGUGCUGCAGUCGAUCGUGACUAGGUUUACGCUGAACACCAUUUGUGAAACGGCCAUGGGAGUUAAGCUGGAUACGUACAAAAGUGCCGACAUCUAUCGUUCGAAAGUGUACGAGGUGGGUGAGAUGUUGGUACACCGCACGAUGACCCCUUGGUUGUACGACGAUGGAGUGUACAACUUCUUCGGUUAUCUUAAACCUCUCGAGGAUGCUAUUGUUCCGAUUCAUGAGUUUACCAGGGAUAUCAUUCAGCAGAAGCGAAAGCAGUUCUUGCAGGACUCAACAUUCGUGGAUACACUUGACGAUCAUGGAGGAUCUAAACAGCGCUACGCCAUGUUGAACACUCUCCUCAUGGCGGAAGCGGACAACGCCAUUGACGAAGAAGGAAUUCAAGAAGAGGUCGAUACAUUUUUGUUCGAAGGUCACGACACUACGGCGGCCGGCAUCAUCUUCACGAUCAUGCUUCUGGCAAACGAACAGGACGCUCAACGACGUGUCUACGAAGAGCUCUCCAAGGCUCGUCGGUUGAAGCCCGAACACGAGGCUUUCACCAUUGCGGACUAUACGAAUCUUAAGUACUUGGAUCGGUUCGUAAAGGAAGCUCUCCGACUGUACCCACCGGUUUCGUUUAUAUCUCGAAGUCUCACCGGCCGUCUGGACGUCGAUUCCACCACCACCUUGCCACACGGAACCAUCGCCAACAUUCACAUCUUCGAUCUGCACCGUGACCCAGAGCAGUUUCCCGAUCCCGAGCGGUUCGAUCCGGACCGAUUCCUGCCGGAGGUGUCCACCAAGCGCAAUCCGUACGCGUACGUUCCGUUCAGCGCGGGCCCGCGCAACUGUAUCGGCCAGAAGUUCGCGCUGCUCGAGCUGAAGGUGGUCGUGUGCGCGCUGUUGUCGAGAUUCCGUAUUCUACCCGUGACGACGCGGGACGAGGUGGUGUUUGUGGCGGACCUCGUGCUUCGAGCCAAGACACCGAUCAAGGUUCGGUUUGCCAGACGGUAGCGUAUUACUUGGAGGGUUUUUAAAUAAAUAAAAUGAAGCCUUUCU
Messenger RNA from Culex pipiens pallens (northern house mosquito), 2148 nucleotides. RefSeq names its product probable cytochrome P450 4ac1. The transcript has 4 exons. The coding region runs from base 592 to 2103 and encodes 503 amino acids. Gene Ontology annotation, molecular function: iron ion binding; monooxygenase activity; oxidoreductase activity, acting on paired donors, with incorporation or reduction of molecular oxygen. NCBI's taxonomy places the organism in Eukaryota, Metazoa, Arthropoda, Insecta, Diptera, Culicidae. The record is from RefSeq and is a predicted model, not a curated record.